Molecule: messenger RNA, 1577 nt
Organism: Mya arenaria
Lineage: Eukaryota; Metazoa; Mollusca; Bivalvia; Myida; Myidae
Exons: 5
Coding region: 96-929 (277 amino acids)
Source: RefSeq, a predicted model, not a curated record
UGAUCGAUAUUUCUAUUAACCAAACACCCAGACAUAAGCCUCUCAUAAAACGCCGGGAGAUAAUAAGUCAGGAUUUACAAGUUUUGGACAUAACUAUGACUUCUGAAGACGAUGGUCGUGCGGCAGCCUUGCUGAGAUACAAGAUUUUAGCCGGUCUGAUGGGAUUUCUGUCUGUUGCACUCCUCAGCAUCGGAAUUAUCGCCGUUGUCAAGUACCCGGAGGGAGGAUUUGGACCUCCAUAUUUCGUCGGUUGUUUUGUCGUCGGCAUCAUGGGAAUGAUCCACGCUGCCGUGUGUACGUUCAUCGCUUUCAAAGGCGGCGAGUUCGCAAAAGAUGACAUCAAGAAACGGGAAAUAGGAUGCGCGAUCACUGGUCAAUACAUACUGUCCAUGUUUCUAUUCAUGGGCUGCUUCAUCGGUACGAUUCUCGCCGGGAUUGGAGGCAUGAAUACCGACACGUAUAGUAUAUAUGACGACGAAGGAACAGGCUAUGAGGACAAAGUAAAGCUCCUGGCUGGCAUAACAAUUGCCGGCUGCAUUUUGGCUCUAGGUGUUAACAUAUUUGGCAUGUUUCUUGUUUGCACGUAUGGCAUCUAUUUUGGUGUUCGUAUUCAAAAUCGUCGAAGAGGUAGGACUGUGAUAACGUUUGGAAAUACAGGGACAGUGUCAACCACCAACCCUGCUUAUGGGGGAUCGGGUAUGGGCGGGGUGGGUAUGAAUGCCAAUACACAAAACAUCCAGGAACAAAACAGACUGCUUCAGGAGCAACUGCGCCUUCAACAGGAGUUGAUUAACACACAGCAACGAGCGCAAGGAGCCCAGUUUGGGUUUAACCCCCCACCACCGGCCAAUUAUCCGUCGGGCGGGACAUAUCCUGCACCCGACCCCGCAUAUCCCCCGGGACCACCACCGAGCUACGGGAACAUUUAAGACGGCAUUCGCCGGGCAGAUUAAUUGUUAAACUUUAUGAAAAGAAAAAUUAGAACUACAGAAUAAAUACAGCCUCUUGAACAUUUCUCGUUAUUCUACUUAUUUACAAAGAUGACUGCCUAAAAACGAUCACUUUGUUAAAUGUUUGGUUCCAUAAUUCCGUAUGUCCUUGUCAGACCAUAAAAGUCAUUAAUGCCGUUCAAUGGAAAUCCCAUAGGUUUAAUUAGUUAAUAUAAACUUUACAUUUCUAUGUAUUAGAAUUAUUGUUUGUAUUAAUAUUAACACAAUUGCGUUCAAAUUACUUAAUACAUAUAUGUAAGCUUGAAUCUUUAUCAACAGUGACGUUGUUUUAACAGAUUGUCUCGAUUGUGAGUCGCAUGUGCUAAUGGCAGACAGUUUAUUUCGACUUAUAUAUUAUAUAAUGAGCAAUGUCAACGUGUAUGCAUAGUUACAAACAAUGUAGUACAAACGAGUAUAUAUACAAAAAUAACACAAAAAGUGAAUACGUUACUAUAAAUUGGUGAACUAGUAUAAUCGUGAUAAUCUGUCUAAAUCUGAGGAUGAACAUGUUUUACCAUAUCAACUUCUCGUACUUUAAGAGACUCUAACAAACAUACAUAAUGUAAUACGCUCAGUUGUAUUAUUUGA